CCCCCAUUUAGGGAAAAAAAAUCCCUGUUACACCGUGCCAACCGUAAUCGGACUUCUGUUUCAAGUUCUUGGAUGUAUGAUUUCUUUGUUUAGUAUCCAGGAAAGCUGGUGAAGGCAAAGCCUUGCUCGUCUCCAUGACUUUCUAGAGUUAUAAAGGCACUGUGCUAUAAUACAUGCUAUUUUACUGGUGCUUUGGGGAGUAAUAAAAUAAGUACAUGAAAUGGUUUUGCAAUUUAAAACUGCUAUAUGGAAUAUGAUGGUUUUCUUCAGUUAUCUUUUGAGCUAACAGUUAGCUGUUCCUUCUUUUCCAGAUGAGUUGAUUUGUGCGGAACUGGCAAGAUGGCUUCUGCAAAUACCACAAGUAGCAAAAACACGUACGGUGUUAAUAGAGGCUUGUAUAAUGAAGAGAGGAAUUUGCUCCGCAUCCAAGCAAAAGAGAGGAGGAACCAAGAAGCACACCAGGAGAGAGAAACUUUUACUGCAGAUAUUCCUCUCUUUGGAGAACCUUACAAGAUUAACAAAGCAGAUGAAUUGUCCAGUCGAAUUCAGAGAAUGUUUGGCAAUUAUGAAGAGAUGAAGGAGCUCAUCACCACCAAGUCCCAGCAGAAUUUCAUUGGGAUCCCUAACAGCGUCAUGUCUCUGAUCCCUCAGCGCAAGCCGGACCGCCCACUCUAUCCCGAAAAGACUGGCAGCAUUUUACCCUCCCCAUUCCAGAACAGUAGCCAUCCCAAUAAGUCCACGGGACCCCUCACUUUGGGGGCUCCCUCUGCAGGCCACUCUCUGCACUACCAAAAAGCUCACUUGCGCAUGGAACCAUCCUUUCAAAGCAGUGGAUCAUGCAGCAGCCAGAGGCAAAGCCAAGAGCAGAGCUGCAAGAAUCUAGAAGUCCAGAGUAGCAGGCGGCAGCAGAAGAAUGAAAGAUGCAUUGAAGAAGACAUUGCACACGAGGUGCAAGCCUCCCUUCUGGAACUUUCUCCCUUACUUACCACAUUGUCUUCCCCCAUAGCACCUCUGUCACCUUUACAUUCCAGCCAGCAUGUCAAUUCCAGGUCUCGCAGUGGCAGCAACAACAAAAACCACAGACAGAAAAGCUCCCCGUCUCGGGAGCUGGCAGCUGGAACAUGUGAUAAUGAAACUCAGGACAGCCUGAAUGCUGCAGGAGCUGUCCCUGGCCACACUUCCACUCAGGCAUUUCCCUCAUCCUUACCUUCCAAACCUAGUGCAAUACAGAAGCCGACUGCCUAUGUCAGGCCAAUGGAUGGUCAAGAUCAGGCACCAGAUGAGUCACCAGAACUCAAGCCACCUCCUGAGGAGUUCCAUGAAUCAUCCUAUGGGAAAGUAACAGAUCAAAAAGCAAAUGUCAAGAUCAAUCUGCCCAAAUUGAAAAUACACACUGAACCAAUGGAGCAAUCUUUCUCCAAUGAAGUCCAUUGUGUUGAAGAAAUUUUAAAGGAAAUGACCCAUUCAUGGCCACCUCCUUUGACAGCCAUUCAUACUCCUAGCACAGCUGAGCCAUCCAAGUUUCCUUUUCCUGCAAAGGAAACCCAGCAUGCUGGAUCAGUAAUACAGAGCCAGAAGCAGUAUGACGCACCUUCUAAGACGGUGUCUAUUUCUCAGGAAGGAAGAUCAACUCUUCACGAUGAUCUUCAGGUCAGCAAUAGUGAAGAUGAUAACGACGAUGACGAUGAUGACCAAGUUUCCGAUAAGCCAUCUUCCUCAUCAACUCCUCCAAGUGCCCCUCUUUCACAGCCCGAGAGUGUGGCAUUGGCUCAUUCCAGCAGUCCGGAGUCUGGGAGCACAAGCGACUCAGACAGUUCUUCUGACUCAGAGAGCGAGAGCAGUUCUAGCGAUAGUGAAGCAAACGAUCCCCCAGCGAGAGCCUCCACGCCUGAGCCUGAUCCACAGACAUCCAACCGGUGGUUGCUGAAACACUUUCUGAAACCCAGUGAGAGUUUCCUUGAGGAUGAUCGUAGCAGAGGGAAUCUCCAGGAGGGCAAAGAGCAAGGGAAGACUUUCAGUGGUAGCAGUGACAGCAGCAGCAAACGAGAUUGCCCGCAGCCGGCAGAGGGUCACUCCAAAACUGCCAGCAAAGCACCUCGGUCGGCCCAGGAGGUACACUUGCCUGCCAAGCGGAGCUGCCAGAAGUCUCCUGUGCAUGUGGAGGAGCCCUCUCAUAAGACAGUAGGCAAUAAACAGCCCAGGAAGUCCAGCAAAACCACGGUGCAAGAAGAACCGAAGAGAGGCCUAACCGUAGAAAGUGAACCACCUGGCCCCUAUGGGGCAAGGGAUCAGUCUUCCAAAGACAAGCCCAAGGUGAAAACGAAAGUGAGGCCAAAGUCUGACAAUAAGAAAGAACUAAAGCCCACUGUGUUGGAGCCCUUUGAAAAGAAAAAGCACAAGAAUUUGCACCAGAGCACCGUUAAAGCAUAUUUGGACCGUGAUGCUGCAAAAGACAAUGCCCUGGAACAGCUCCCCCUCAGUCCUCUGAGUCAAAGCCCCAGAGUUUCUGCCACCAGCAGACCAAGCAGUCCCAAAGUGUCUGUGGUAGUCAGAGAAGACCUUCAUAGGGACAAGCUUCCUCUUCCGAACAGGGACAAGAAGUUGCUGUCACCCUUGAGGGACUGCUCGGUCCCCCCGGCACUUGUGGUUAAAAUUGAGCUUGCUCUUCUCUCCCGGAUCCCACAGCCACCGAGAAAAGGGGCCUGCCCCAAAAGAUCAGACAUCAGAGAGAGCCACAGUAUGCAUAAGCAUGAGGCCGAGAAGAGGAGCACAGAUGCUCCAGGCAAGUCCCUCAAAAAGAGGAAGGAAGACACUUUGAGAAAUGAUCAGAAAAAAGUCAAACUGGAUAAAGAAACCAAAUCAUCCUCAUCAUCAGGCCAUAAAGAUAGCAGUAAAAACAAAAUUUCAAAGCUGUCAGGGGAGUCACAAAGGAAAGAGAUGCCACUGCCGCCGCCACCAUUGUCCCCUGCGCAUCCCACGCAGAAGCCAGCCAAGACAGCUCAGAAGAGGCCAAAGAGCGAUGGUGGCCCCUGCGGCCACCCCCCUGGCCCCAGUAGCAGCACUGCCAAGAGCAAGGAGAGCCACAAGGAUUCUUCAUCCUCCAAGCACAGGAAACUGGAGGGGAAGCCUUCAGAAAGCUCAAAAGACAACAAAGGAUCUGUAGAGGAUGUUCCAAACCCUUUCCCAGUGCCUUCUUUGCCAAAUGGUACCUCCAAGCCAACGAAACCUCAAAGCAAACCUCACAAACAACAUCCAGCCGAAUUUCACUUAAAGGAGGCCAAAAGGCUGAAGCACAAAGCUGAUGCAAUGUCAGACAAAGUUGGAAAGGCCUUCAGAUACUUGGACGCUGCCCUGUCCUUCAUUGAGUGCGGCAUCGCAAUGGAAUCCGAUCCUUUCCCGCCAAAGCCUGCGUAUACCAUGUUCGCAGAGACCAUAGACCUCAUCAAAUUCAUAAUGUCAUUAAAAUCCUUUGCGGACUCCUCUACGACCACAUCUGAAAAAAUCUUCCUUGUGUUUUGCAUGCGCUGCCAAGCCAUUCUGUAUAUGGCAAUGUUUCGCUACAAAAAGGACACAGCAAUAAAGUAUUCCCGGACCCUUAAUGAACACUUCAAGAGUUCUUCUAGAAUCACACAAGCACCUUCACCGUGUGUAGCAAGGAGCACAGGGACACCUUCUCCUCUCUCCCCGAUGCCCUCUCCAGCAGGCUCCGUCAGCUCCCAGACCGGCUCUAGCGCCAGCAGCUGUGGAAGCGGCAGCAUCGGUUCUUCGGUCAACGUUCCCCAUUUUAUCCCGACCAUCACCUCUUCCUUUGUCAACAUCACUUCAUACUUUCUCUAUGCCUACGAUCUCUGGGAACAAGCUGAUGUCUUGGCCAGGAAGAAUAAGAAAUUCUUUUCCGAGCUCAAUGCUGCCUGCUUCUCUCUUUCGCUGAACAGCAGCAUGGCCGAACUGGUAUGCUACACUCGCCAGGGUUUGCAGUGGCUGAGACUGGAACCAAAUACGCCUUAACUGGUGCAUCAGGGCAAGCAUCUUGCCUUGGACUCCCUUGCACUUUGAACGCCCCAGAAACAGCCUUGUCGGCUGGCAGGUUGGAUACAAACGAAAAAAAGCACCUAGAACAAAUUAGAAUGAUGUGCGAUGGACAGGGUCUGGUGCCACUGGAAACGUUAAGGACUACAUUUCGAUGGUGCCAAUGGGCCACCUGGAAGCGAAGAAGUGGACAAGAGGCCUCAGAGUGGAGGAUGCCUUUCUUUCUUCCUUUCAAAGGACAAAGUGCAAUUUUUUCCAUUUAUUCUUUUUUUUUUCUGUUGUGGUUUCAUUGUGUCAGUGGUCUAUGAACAUUUCUAUCAACAAAUAACCAGCAAGACAACAACAACGACAACAAUCAGCGCAGAUGAAGAAGUGCCAGUGAGAAGCAAAUCCACCUCCCAAAGAAUUUUGUGCAGCACCUCAAACAGAGCAGAGAUGCCUGUGGGCCCAGAAUAGGGUUCAGAUGCAAUGUUUGUGAAGUGCAAACCGCAGGUGCAAUUUGUAGCAUGUGUGCUUGUUCCUGGAGGGUGGAACGGGCGGAGUUGGGGGCUCAUGAGGUGCAUGACUCAACCUUCUCUUGCCAAACGCUCUUGCUGCCUCUCCACAUCCCACUGGUAGCCAUUAGUUGCACUACUGACCCUCCCUCUCGGAGUGGCUUGAGGCCACAGCAGGCCCGACAAGCUGCUCUGCCGGCCCUCCCAGGCCCUGCCCCGCCCCUCCCCUCCUCCAUUGUCCCUGCUGCCUCUGGCAGUGACCAGCCCAAGCUGCCGUGUGAUACUGUGCCUGCGUGGUGGUGCUGACAAUCUCCGGAAGGGAAAGGGAAGUGGGCCUCGCUGCCAGAAGCCGCCACAAGCAGCGGACGCACGGCGGAGGUGCUGCAGGCUCCCGCCCCGUGAGCCGCCCGGCCGGGGUGCGGGCCGGCUCGCCUCCCAGCAUGGUUAAGCAAUGCUGCACUAAUACAUUGAACUGGAAUUGCCUGCGGCGGCUGUGCACAGGGAAGGGGUGAGUCUCUGCACUAGGAGCAGCUUCCAAGGAUUCUCUGGCUUUCUAUGUAUGGAGAAGAGGGGCCGUGCAGCGGGAAGGGUUUGUUCAGGCUGUGUGAAGACUAUUUUCCGUUUGGGAGCCUUAAAAUGGGAGGGAUUCAGCAGCACACCAUUCCAUUUCGCCACCUCUGAACUGAUGGCUCAGUUCCUGCUUCUGGCUGUUGGUGCCAGCAUUCCACGUAUGUUGACAGAUUGUACACCUGCCCAUAGCAUUCGGCACAGUCCCGUUCUUUUAAAAGCAAGGGAUCAUGACAUGUUUGGUGUACGAAUCCCGGUUAAUGGGGGUGCCUUCAGGGUGGCCUCCUGCUGAACCUCCCCUGGGCCCCAAUCCGUUCAAAUACAUCGAAGACCCCGCUUUCCUGCCCUUCUCUCAGUGGUGCCUUAACUCUCCCAUUUGCUUCUGUCAACCUCUGACUCCAAGGUAGACCAGUGGGAAUAUUUUCCAGGUACAUGGUCCUUCAGCGUGGUGUUAGGUUUUCCUUUCCAUAUGACUCCCCAGUGCCUAAGCUAAUCAUUCCUAUCUGUUUGUCCCGUAAAAACAUGGUAAUCUUCAGUGUAGGGUGUAAGCAGUAUUCUUGUUUGAAUGGACCUGUUGUGCACUUGCAUACCUGUUUGCUAAAAUGUCACUAAAUUGUAAGGCCCCUGAAUUUCCCUGAGGCGUUCACUGGCAGGGUAUGUUUCUGAGGCACCUUCUGUGCAAAUUUGGCUCAUCUGCAAACACACCCCUGAAAAAGGACGGCACAAGGAAGGUUCUGCCACGGUCCAUCUCAGAGAAGCUUCUUGGGGGAAAGUGACUGAUCCCUGAAGUGGCUAAGCCCACUGUCUCCCAUAUUCUCCUCCUACAGCGUACACAUGCCCACACACACACAGAGUCACUUGAGGUUGAACUAGACAUGUGGGGAGAGCCUGGAUUCCCACUGGGUUCCCCAUUUGAACCAGCAGGCAGGAUAAAGGACGCUUUCCCCCUGUGACGCAGUGCAGGUGGAGCUGCAGGAAGAGGAGGAGUGGACGAGCGCCCACACUCGCUUAGCAGUGCCCUGCUUUGCUUUGUAGACCGGGCAUCCAGCAGCCAAGGGCUUCCCUUGAAUGCUUUGCUCCAUCCUUAGUUAGCAAGAUGUGCUGGAUACAAAUUACAACCCCGGUUUCAGAAGCAAAGCCAACAAAUGUACCUCUCAGGAAUAGAGAAAAGCAAAUCAAAACGUUGGACCUUCCAUGCCAUUGCAUCCGUGUCUGUCUUUUCCUAGUGAAGGUUGCAGUGUAAGUGUAGGGUAUUUACUCCCAGGGGUCUUACAGAGACUUGGCAGUGUCUGACCUUUUCCUCUUGCUUCUCAGCUGGGCCUAAGAGCCCCCCACAGCCCCCUUUAUCUCCCUUUUGCAAGUUGUGUUCCCCUCUUCUGUCUGUGAGCUGACUGCGGUAGUUUCAGGAUACGCUUCUUGUUCCUCCAACCUCCUGCACCCCUGAAUAGCACCGGAAUCACACAGCCCCGUGCUGUUUGUUCACUUUAUCGCUGCCUCGGCUCUUUCAAAUGACACCCUGGAGUUAAGAAGACCCUGCUGUCAAGGGAUCCGCCUUAACCUGCUUGUUGAGCACUUUAUCCAAGGGAUAGCAAAAAUCUGUUCCACUCCCUGCCCUGCCUGUUCGCCUGCUUCAGAAUGAUCAGUGAGAGUCUCUGCGUCAAGAAAGAAACCAGUUAAUGCAUUUAUGCUGCUGAUUUUAUAUGACUGUGGGUAAUGCAAAAAGGAACAGCACCCAGAUUUCAGAGCAAGGGCUUCUUUUCUCCCUGAACAAAAAAAGUUUCAAUUCUGGUUUAAUCUAGGAGGGCUGUAAGGCCUCUUCUAAGCCCAAAUGGGAGCAAAGCUUCCUUCUUAAUUUCCACAGAAGAUGGUUCUUUAACCCAGCCUGCUGUUGCACAUGCUGUAGUUUCUUUUAGUUGAUGCGCAGUUGCAAAGAGGCAGCUGACCUGUAGGGAUCACAUUAGGAACAUUAUGUCCUCUUCUGACCUUUUUUAAAAAAAAAUCUCUAUAUGAAAGAAAGACCAACUGAAUGAAUAAUCAGAGAACAGUGAUCAAUGGAUUGUCGUUUCAUCUUCUUUCUAGACCUUGGUACCCCAGACCCCAGUGGAAUUCCCGUUGAACUCAACAGGGCCUGGGGCCCAGCUUUCUUUGUAAGGAGCAAAAAAUGUUUGCCAUUUUAAACACAGGUCAAUGGAGCUGCACACUCAAAGCAGCCUCCUUUCCCAGAAGAUAUUUAUUUAGAAUUAUAAUUAAUGUAUUUAAAUGUUCUGUAUGUCUAAGAUACCAUUAUUUAAUAAUUUGCAAGUUCCAUUGACACUGGAGAUGUGGACUGAAAGAGCGACGACCAUUUUAUUUUCCAAGGGCAAUUUCUCUUCUUUCCCUGCCCUCCCCCUUUCCAUCUUGUUGCCUUGGUUUCUUUAUAAAAAUCUGUACAUUUAAAUUUAUUAUGGGGUGAUGUGUCUCCAUCUUGUAAAUAACUUUUCUGCCCUGUAUAUUGGUGGUACUUGCAGGUUGAUUUGUUUAAUUCAUGUGGGGUAAUAAAAUAUCGAAUGCAAUGAGAA
Molecule: messenger RNA, 7648 nt
Organism: Varanus komodoensis (Komodo dragon)
Lineage: Eukaryota; Metazoa; Chordata; Lepidosauria; Squamata; Varanidae
Gene: AFF1
Product: AF4/FMR2 family member 1
Exons: 21
Coding region: 340-4008 (1222 amino acids)
Biological process (GO): regulation of gene expression
Cellular component (GO): nucleus; super elongation complex
Source: RefSeq, a predicted model, not a curated record